This is a messenger RNA of Funneliformis caledonium, 396 nucleotides long. The record is from the annotation of a GenBank genome assembly. Lineage: Eukaryota; Fungi; Glomeromycota; Glomeromycetes; Glomerales; Glomeraceae.
AAUGAUAAAGAAAAUAAGGCACCACAUUCACGUGAUGCAGACAAGAAGCGAAAAGUGGCUGAAGAGGCUCAUGAGGCGCAUUUGCGUAAAGUAGCUGAAGAGACUCAUGAAGAACUUGAGGCGCGUUUGGUGGCUGAAGAGGAGGCUCAGUGUGCUCAUGCACAUAAAAAAUAUUUAUUAAGAAAGUCUAGAGAAACUCCCCAACAACGCAUCGCAAGACUUUCUAAGAAUAGGACAACUCUAUGCCAAAGACGUGAUAUGGAAGGUGUUUCAACUUCAGAUCAGAAACUUCUACACAAAUUUCGCAAUAUAAUUAGUAAUUUGAGAAAUAAUCUCUAUAUCAUGUGUAAUGAGCGAUUUCCAUCUAUUGUACUUGCUGGUGAAGAAUUCUGUUGA